Notolabrus celidotus (New Zealand spotty) is the source of this 3711-nucleotide messenger RNA. RefSeq names its product immunoglobulin-like domain-containing receptor 2. The record is from RefSeq and is a predicted model, not a curated record. Gene Ontology annotation, cellular component: membrane. The transcript has 7 exons. Bases 317 to 1996 code for a protein of 559 amino acids. NCBI's taxonomy places the organism in Eukaryota, Metazoa, Chordata, Actinopteri, Labriformes, Labridae. Gene Ontology annotation, biological process: pancreas development.
UCUCCCUCCACAUCCACCGGGCGGACCUCUCUCUCUGCCCGGCAGACUCUGCUGCUGCACCCGGUGAAAAAAAAACCCAACAACCACUGGUGCUCAGGAGAGAGAUUGAAGGAUAACCUGCGCUAAACUUGAGCUUUUCUAAAGGAAUAAUUAUUUUAAAGUAGUAAUUAUGUCAGAGCAGUGUUUUGGGGCCGGGCUCACCUCUGUGUGAAGUGGUACAGUCCCGUUAGUCGCAGCAGUCCGGAGCCCUGUGAGCAGACGACGAGAGAGGCAACAUGCGGAUAAAGUGCACUUUAUUGUGAAAACGGACUGUAUAAUGAACUUUUACCUGCUGGCUAUUUUGCUGGGAGCAUUUGUGUGUGUGUCUGAUGGCGUGCAUGUCACAGUGCGGGAGAAGCAGCGCAUGGGGAUGCUCUUCCAGUCUGUUGUCCUCCCCUGUCAGUACCAGACGGCCUCCUCUCAGACCCCGGUGGUCCAGUGGUGGUACAAGUCCUACUGUCGAGACCGUACCCGAGAGUCCUUCACCCUGCCGGAGAGUCUCGCCGUCCAGGCCUCGGAGUUGGGAGCCUCAUCCCACCUGGAGUGCUCGGACAGCGGGCGCACCGUCCGGGUUGUAGCAUCAGCGCAGGGAGCCUCCAUGACGCUGGCUGAGCACUACAAAGGCAGAGACAUCGCCAUCAUAAACAAAGCAGACCUGCGCAUCGGGGAGCUUCAGUGGGGCGACAGUGGAGUGUAUUUCUGCAAAGUCGUCAUUGCUGAUGAUCUGGAGGGGAAGAAUGAAGCCCAGCUGGAGUUACUGGUACUCGAGUGGGCGUUUGUUGGAUCUGUAGUCCUCGGCAGUGUGCUGCUCCUGCUGCUGUUAGGGAUCUGCUGGUGCCAGUGUUGUCCUCACUCCUGCUGCUGCUACGUCAGCUGCUGCUGCUGUCCCGAAACCUGCUGCUGUCCCCGACACUUAUAUGAGGCAGGGAAGAUGGCAAAGAGAGGACUGCCUGCUCCAGUUCCUGUGUAUCCGUACUACAUUCCUGGUGUCCCGUCCGUGGUUCCUCUUGCUCCCUCGUCCCAUGUGGAGACAAAAGUUGCUUCUUUACCCUCAGUGGAGAAUAACCUGGCUGGAGCCAGUAGCCUCUCAGAGCUAAGCUCUCUGCACGAUGGAGGGACAACUGACUUCAGGCACACCUAUCAGACAGUCCAGAUGAAGGCGCUCCCACCCAUCGCAGACCUCGAUGACCAGACAGUGAUGAGAGCAGCUCCACCUGCACAGAGUCGAAGGCCCAGACGGGACAGAUGCAACCACUCAGACGAUGAGCUGGACAGAAGGUGGAACACUCGUUCAGAGCACCUUCAGAGAAAGACUUUGGGCAGACGGGGGCGCACCGGCUCUCUAGAUGAGCUGGAGGAAUUUGCCCAGUCUUACGGCUCACGUGGUCGUAAGGUUGACCCUCCAGACCGGCUCUAUGAGCGGGAUUACAGCCCUCCCAGGCGCUUCUACAGAGAGGAAGAUAAUGGAUGGCGCCGUCGCAGCCCGUCACCUCCGCAAAAGAGAAGGGACACAUGGGACAGUGACCGGCCCUCUCGACCGCCCCAAAGCAAAGGAUAUGACAACGCCUACCUCAACAACGUGCUGGAGAGCAAGGCGAGGGGGCGAGCAGGGGACAGAGGUGGCGCUAGACCGGACGAGGACAGUGACACUCCCUCUAAAGGCAGCUCCAGAGGAAAAGGCAGUGAUAGUUACUACAGCCGUUCGCCGAGCAACCGUCCAGAGGAGGAGGACGGUUUGCCUCCGUACUCUGAGUGGGAGGCCGAGCGGUACCGAAGGGCCGAACAGAACACAGACCGGUACCGUACAGUAGAACCUCCACGCUCAGAGCGAUACAGGACCGUUGAACCAGCCAUGAGGCCGUUCUGUUACACUCGCCCCACCCAGGGGGUGUCCCAAACUCUACAAGGGGUGAGAGAGGAGAGAGAGAGGAGUCGAAACAUGGUGAGUUACUUGUAGCAGGAAAAAAGACUUCCUCCCUCUGCAGCUCUUCAGGAAAGAGCCUCUUCAUUCUGUGAAUAGUAACAGGAUGAGUCCUUCUUCUAAAUGUUGCUUAUUGUCGACAAAUCCCAUGAAAAGUCCAAAAUAAGAACAAACUUGAGUGAUGUUUGUGUAACCGAAGCCAGACAUAGCUGAUUCCUCUGUGCUAUAGAGUUUUGUUAUCAUCCCCUAAUGUUACAGUGAAAUUACUAGGGAUGUCCCGAUCAGGGUUUUUUGCCCCCAAGUCUGAGUCCGAGUCAUUUGAUUGUGAGUAUCUGCCGAUACCGAGUCCCAAUCCGAUAGUUCUAUAAUACAUUAAAAAAUGAAGAAGAGAGAAGAAACAGAUCCAGGAUGUCCCUUAUUUUUUUUUAUUUCAGCUUAUUUUAUCAUUUAACACUUAUAAACAGGGCACUUCUGUGCGGUAGCUUGAACAAUCAAGUAAUAACAAAUACAAAUAUAAUAGUAAAAAUAAAAUUCUUCACAUUGUAGUUUAGUGCAACAGUAUAUAUUAAAUAAAAAUGUCUAAUGUAAUUACGAACAGCAGCUCAACUUAAACUUCUCAAGCUCAACUUCCGAUUGAGUCAGAAACCACGUGAUCGUAUCGGGACAUCCCUAGAAAUUACUGUAAAAAACCACAAACAGAAAACACAUUUCACUUAUUAAAAUCUUAAGGAGUAAUCUCAAAGCAAGUAAGUACUGAGAGAAGUUUUUGGUUUUGGUCUUUUAAUGAGAUCUGAUGGCGAUAAAAAAUAGAAUAAUGCCAGCUUUGUGCUUUGAUGUUGAAAAUGUUUAACAGUAUUUUGAACAUAAUCUGACCGUUUCUUGUGUAAUGUACAAAAUUUGUGGUCUCAACACUGGAUCAUCAUAAUUAUGUGCUAGUUCGACUUAAUCUGCAAUGAUUUUCUGUAUAAUUUGUGAUAAAUUGCAUUUUCUAUAACCCCAACCCACGCUGUAUAAUCUCUGCAUAUGCUUCUAGCGCUCAGUAUCACAAGUGCUUACUCACUCUAAAUAUGUUAAUCUCUCUGGAAUCACUUUAACAGUCACGAAUACUAACACUGUGCUUGAGCUGCAUAAUUUCCUCUAAAACACCCGGCUGGACUAACCUAACCACCUGCAUGAAUUCAAAGUCUCUAACGGUGUAUUUCUUUAACAGAGCACUGCACUGAGCAGAGACACUCUCAUAGUGUGACAAGGUUUGCCAGCCUCCACCCAUUCAGCACUGCCAAUCUGCUCACACACACACCGUCCUGUUGCUACACAGGAGAGGCUAACUGUUCUGCCAUCAGCCACAUGAAGUCUGAAACGUCUGGCUGACAGAUCUGCAGCUGAAUAUGCUGAAAUAAUGUGCACAGAAAGCAUGUGCAAUCUUAUCUGCUAGUACAGGAUGUUUUGCUCAUUUGCAUGAUUCAUAUUAUCUGUGUAUUUAUAUGUAGUCUGCUGAUGUUGUGUAUGCUGAGUCAGUUUCAGAGUGACUGAACUUACUUAAACCAGUGCCAUAAUUUACUGUUUAUUUUGUAACAUCUAACAGGACAUACAGUCUUAAUGUCUCACUCAGUUUACUGCAACUCAGGUUUACUUUGUAUUUUUGUGCUUUUGAUACCAUUCUUCAUGUUCAAACUGUACCUUGACUUUGUUUCAAUUGCACUGCUUAAAUAUUUUUUGAAUAAUAAAAACUCCAUGAAGUCUUCACUGUC